Parnassius apollo (apollo) is the source of this 6936-nucleotide messenger RNA. The record is from the annotation of a GenBank genome assembly. NCBI's taxonomy places the organism in Eukaryota, Metazoa, Arthropoda, Insecta, Lepidoptera, Papilionidae.
AUGACGAGUGAAAGUGACACUGAUAAAGCUUCGGCUUCCACUCCAAAAAAGCAGCGCCUAGUAAGAGGUGAUUUGGUGAAAAAAAGAGAAGCACCGAUUAAAAAAAAUAUAGAGUUGGGUGGGAAAAUCACCCAAUAUUUAGCAGAUUCAAGACAGCAUUUAAAUAUUGAACAACUAUAUCUUGGAAUUGCUGUUGCAUCAAAAAUAAACACUUCUGAAAUAAAAGCGGGUAAACAACAGCGCACAGAGUUCCUGCAUAGGUGUAAAGAUUUUCUGGUUAAAGCUUUCUUGCAAAUAAAGAAAAGAUGGGAUUUCGAGAAUGCACCACUGAUUAAAAUAUCCUUGUUGGGUCCGAAAAAUGCGAUGAGCGAAGAAAUAAGAAAAGAUAACCCUUCAAUCCUACCCAUUGCCGAAGUACGACGUACGUCUGGAGUAUUUGAGAUGAGCUCUCUACCGCCGGUGGAGUUGGAGGUGGAGGUCGUCGAUGAGUCUAUGGAAGACGACACCCCCGAAAUGAUACCCGCUGACAGGUUCACACUGCCAGCGCGCGCUGACGCCGUGGUGGAGUUAUGGCGCACCAAGCUGGCCGAGGGUGUUCUCUCACCGGCACACUUCCAGGACCAUUGGCGGGUCACUGUGCCCAGGAUAUACUCGCCGCAGCCCAACAGGACAUGUCUUGACUGGUCUUUCGACGAGGAGCUGGCUCAAAAGCUACUGAUCCAGCCACUGGAACAGUUCGUAUGGGGCGGCGCGGACGGGUCGCGAGUGGUGCCUCCACGUCGCUCCACGCUAUGUGGCCGCGUCUUUAAACAGGGCGAGCCAGCCUACAGCUGUCGUGAGUGCGGUAUGGACAACACAUGCGUGCUAUGCGUCGAGUGCUUCAAGGUGUCGGCGCACCGGCACCACAAGUACAAGAUGGGUCAGUCUGGUGGCGGCGGAUGCUGCGACUGCGGAGACACCGAGGCUUGGAAACGGGAUCCAUUCUGCGAGCUACACACUGCACCCGACGAUGAGGAACAAGAAUCCCAGUCGAGCAUCGGGCCAGAUGUGCUGGAUCGGAUGAAAAUCGUCGCCUACGUCUGUCUAUCUUACUGCUUCAGACUGUUGACAUUAGACCAUGCACCAGGACUGCCAAAUGAUCUUAGAUUGAAAGACGCAGAGAGAGACCUGUUACAAAUCUUAGACCAGCCGGACUGUUACUGCACUGUGCUGUAUAACGAUGAAACUCAUACUUUUGAGCAGGUGAUAGCCACUCUCAACCGCGUGCUGAAAUCUAACCACCGCGACUCCGUGGAGCUGGUGAGCCUCAUAGACCGCGAAGGUCGCGCUCUGGUCAAGUGCAACUCAUUCCAAAUCUGCGACAAGCUCAAGACAGACAUUGAGACCCACACGGCGAUGUUCGAAAGGUUCACGUCGCGGCACGGGCCCGUGCUCAAGGUGCUGGUGAUGCACGCACACGUCAUCGCCCACCAGACCUUCGCCAUGAAGCUCUUGACCUGGCUCCAGAACUUCGUGAGCCAGGAGCAGCGGCUGCGGCUGGUGGUGAGUCGCGUGGCGCUGGGCGAAGAGGGCUGCGCGGCGGCGGGCGGCGCAGGUAGUGGGGCGGUGGGCGGCGCGGGCGGCGUGGCGGGCGGUGUCAUGCAGAACGACUGCCGCAUGUGGAAGGCGGCGCGCACGGCCUGGCACCGUCUACUCAUUGCCACCACGCUCAUGGACUACGACACCAAGCGCACCAUGGCGAUACUCUUCACCAAGAACUAUGGAUCGAUUUUGAAGGAUUUCAUCCGGGACGACCACGAUCACUCGUUCUCCAUUUCUUCUUUAUCCGUACAGCUGUACACAACACCUACUCUCGCACAUCAUCUAAUCGCGAAGCACGACGCGUUGUUCGUCGUUAUGAAUACAUUUGUUAGCGAAUGUCUACGGCGGUGUAACAGUAAAGGUCGUCUGGAGUUCGAUCGCAAUCAUGUAUCAAUGGCUUUUAAACGUGCACAAUUUAUACUGUACGAUGUAAAAUACUUACUAGGCUCCGUGCCAACAAACUUCGAUGAUGAUUUGCGCAAGGGAUUUCUUCAUGGACUAUCACUGAUCAUCUCACUCCUUGUGAUGAUGCAGGGAAUGGAUUCUGUAGUCCGACAAAGGGGUCAGCACAUGGAGUACGAGCCCGAGUGGGAGUCGGCAUUCAACCUGCACGUGAAGUUGGCGCACAGCAUCACGCUAGCGCUAGAGUGGUGCAGCGCAGAGCGUGCCUUGCUCGCUUCCGCGUACCGCAUGGCGCUGCGCCGCCACGCCGACACCUGCGCGCACGCACAGCACCAACUGCGCGAGCUGGGCAACCAGAGCGCGCUGGUGAUUCCAUACGACGUGUCAAGCGAGCCUGUGUCGAUCCACCGGCCGCUGUCGCGGUUCAUCGCUGGUUUACAUCUGCAGUUACAGCGUCACGGCCUGUCCUACCACAGCCGAGAGUUCGACCGCCACGAGCGACCCAAGCCCACGCCUGAAGAGCUCAUCGAGCCUGUGCUGUGCACGAUGGCAAUGAUAGCCCAGGUGCACGCGGGCAUGUGGCGACGCAACGGCUACGCGCUGCUCAACCAGCUCUACUUCUACCACAACGUCAAGUGCCGCUCCGAGAUGCUAGAUCGGGACGUUGUCAUGUUGCAGAUUGGUGCGUCCCUGAUAGAGAGCAACGAGUUCAUAAUCCACGUGCUGAACAAGUUCAACCUGUUGGAGUGGGCGGCGCCAGACUUCGAGCAGCAGAACGUCGAGUACGACACGCUGCGCCAGACCAGCAGCAUGGUGGAGGAGUUCCUGGGGCUGCUCAUUACUGUGGUUGGUUCACGAUAUGUUCCGGGCGUCGGCGAAGUGACCAAUGACGAUAGAACGAAGAAAGAGAUCAUUCAGAUGUUGUGCGUGAAGCCGAUGCCACAUUCUGAACUUAAUAGGUCACUCCCAGAAGAUCAACUUCAUGAAACUGGUUUAGAAGCUGUCAUUCAUGAAGUAGCAGACUUUGUGAAGCCACAAGGUGGGAACAACCGUGGAGUGUACAAGCUAAAACCUCAUUUAUACGACGAAUAUGAUACAUUCUUCUAUCACUAUACAAGAGAAGAACUGUCUAAGAGUGAAGAAGAACAAAGGAAUCGGAGGAAAGCUGCUGGGCUCGCGGAGUGCUGCCCGCCGCCGCCGCUACCGAAGCUGUCGCCGGCGUUCCGGCUGCUGGCCAGCCUGCUGCAGAGCGACGCGGCGCUGCACGUGCUGCGCUGCGUGCUGGAGCGUGCGCUGGACCUGCGCGCGCGCUCCUUCUCCGAGACUCAAGUGCACAAGGCCCUACAUCUGAUAGGCUACGCGAUUCGCGACGAAGAGAGUGGUCACUAUGAGUUCCUAGCAUUCGCUGAGAGUGCACAGCGCAGCGGCCUUCUCGCCUUGCUGCAGAAACUGACCACUUGCCCACGUGUGGACGCUCACAUCCCACUCGCUAAAUGGCUGCUCGCGCGGAUCAAGGCACUCUUAGGCCAGACCGAUGAACACGCGGGCGAUGGUGACAAUAUGGAAACCGAUCAAGAGGACAAGCAAUCUGCUGAAGAUCCAGCUGAUGCAGAGAAAGCAAGGCGAGCCAAGUUGGCAGCAGAGAGGCGCGCGAAGCUGAUGGCUCAGAUGAAGACACAAAUGAACAAUUUCAUAUCCAACAAUGCUGUGCUUUUCGAGGAAACAACCACGGAGGUGACGGCCGAGGAGCAGGUGUUGCGUCCGCUGUACGCGGGCGCGGCGCUGGGCGUGUGGGGCGGCGGCGUGCCCGACGCCACGCGCGUCUGCAUCAUGUGCCAGGAGGAGGCACGAGUGGAGGCGAAAUCAGAGCCGCUUGUUUUGGUCGCAUUCGUGCAGCACUCGAGCGUGUUGAGUAGAGAGCGGGCGCCUCCUCGAUGCACGCGCGAUGCCUGGCCCACCGCUGGGCUGGGCGCCCAGCCCCACGUGUCCAGUUGUGGGCACGCACUGCACGCGCGCUGCUGGCGCAAAUACGUUGACGCAGUGCGCGACAAGGAGAAGAUAAGGCCCUAUCGACUUCGCCAACCAGCGGCCUUCGAUGUGGAGAAGAAAGAAUACCUUUGUCCAUUGUGUGAGCGGUUGUGUAAUACUGCUCUACCUCUUCUUCCUGCGCCGUCGUUACUGGGCGGCACUCCGCCUCCACUUUCUGAAGGAACAUUCGCUGAAUCUGUCGAUCUCAUUUUAAAGCUUAAACAUCAGGUAUCGUCGGAGGCGGUGCACGUGUGCACGGAGUACUGCGAGGAGAUGCAUUGCCGCGCGCGAGCGCGCAGCGUGGGCGCCGCGUCGUCGGAGGCCGAAGACGAGGCCGAGGCUGAGGCCGAGGUGUACGCCUCCACGCACGCCGAGACGCUGCUGCCCGCAGACCUCCUAGCGCACUUCGGCUCCGCGCCCGUCAGCUACGAACUCGUCGCCGCACUAGUCGAGGACUUCGUGCGGAUGCUACCAAUCGUGUGCAACUCGUUGGAGACUGGUGGAUUGGUCUCCAUAGCGGCGCUGUACCGAUCUACAUCAUAUACAAUAAUGAGUACAAAUGCCGUAUUACAAGCCGAAAGGAGGCCAUUAUUAGGCGACCUACCUUCAAGGCACAGAGACGCCUUGCAAGCCCUUGUACGAUUAGCAGCAGCUAUCCCGUCAGUGUGGUCACUACCUAAGCAUGUGUCCCACCAUGCACUCAGCACGUUAAACACAUUGGAGCGUACAUCGCCAUUAACACACGAAGUGUUCGGCACGCUCGUGGCUCUGGUUCUAACAGUGCCAUCGAUAUUCUGUAAAGCAGCAGGCCCGGCGAGACCUACACAUUUAGCUAGACAAAUCACCUUGGAAGCAUUCAGGGCUGCACUUACUAAAGCCCUCAUAGCGGUUGAUGUUUCAUCGUGCAUCAGCGAACCAAUGGAAGAACAAGAAGGGACACAAACAUUCAAAACGAAACCUGAUCUUGAAAAUCUUCUUACUUUUAUGAAGGAGCUUCGGAGGGGCAACCUUGAAAUUGAAAAUCUCAGUGCAAUCGAUGUUUGGGAGUGUAUCAAACGUCAAUGUCAUGGGUUCUUGAGGUGCUGCUGUCUCUUCUUCCACUUUUUGAGCGAUAUAAUACCACCCACAGAACUAACUGUGGUGCAUGGUGACACGUGGGAAGUUAUGUGUGGAUAUUUAGACCUUCCGAGCACCUAUAAAGAGUUGAUGGACACACCAUUAGCGAGGAAGAAGGCGUUAGAAUGGUCAGCGUUAUCAAAUGAGUGGUUCAACGGUGAAUUGCAGCCACAUAUUGUGCUUGAGCCGAGUGAACCGCCACGCCUUAUACCACUGCCGGAAGAUUUCUCGGAGCUUAUGAAUGUGGUGUCAGAAUUUUCUUGUCCUAAUUCGGAACGUGAGGACAGCAAGUUCCCUACCAUGUGCUUAGUCUGCGGACAGAUACUGUGCUCGCAGAGCUAUUGCUGUCAAAUAGAAGUACGAAAGAGCGGACGCAGCGGCGGCACGGAACACAUCGGCGCGGUGGUGGCGCACGCGAUGAGCUGCGGCGCGGGCGCCGGCGCGUUCCUGCGCGUGCGCGAGUGCGAGCUGCUGUUGCUGGCCGCGCCAGCGCCCGCCCGCGGCGCCAUGCUGCCCGCGCCCUACCUCGACUCGUACGGCGAGACGGACCAGGUGCGUACACUCCGUACACUGCGCGUGCGUGAGUGCGAGCUGCUGCUGCUGGCCGCGCCCGCGCCUGCCCGCGGCGCCAUGUUGCCCGCGCCCUACUUCGACUCGUACGACGAGACGGACCAGGUGCUACUCGUACACUGCGCGUGCGUGAGUGCGAGCUGCUGCUGCUGGCCGCGCCCGGCCUGCCCGCGGCGCCAUGCUGCCCGCGCCCUACCUCGACUCGUACGGCGAGACGGACCAGGUGCGUACACUGCACGUACACUGCGCGUGCGCGAGUGCGAGCUGCUGCUGCUGGCCGCGCCAGCGCCCGCCCGCGGCGCCAUGCUGCCCGCGCCCUACCUCGACUCGUACGACGAGACGGACCAGGUGCGUACACUGCACGUACACUGCGCGUGCGUGAGUGUGAGCUGCUGCUGCUGGCCGCCGGCGCGCCCGCGGCGCCAUGUUGCCCGCGCCCUACUUCGACUCGUACGGCGAGACGGACCAGGUGCGUACACUGCACGUACACUGCGCGUGCGUGAGUGUGAGCUGCUGUUGCUGGCCGCGCCAGCGCCCGCCCGCGGCGCCAUGCUGCCCGCGCCCUACCUCGACUCGUACGGCGAGACGGACCAGGUGCGUACACUGCGCGUGCGUGAGUGCGAGCUGCUGCUGCUGGCCGCGCCCGCGCCUGCCCGCGGCGCCAUGUUGCCCGCGCUCUACUUCGACUCGUACGACGAGACGGACCAGGUGCGUACACUGCACGUACACUGCGCGUGCGUGAGUGCGAGCUGCUGCUGCUGGCCGCGCCGGCGCCGCCCGUGGCGCCAUGCUGCCCGCGCCCUACUUCGACUCGUACGGCGAGACGGACCAGGUGCGUACACUGCACGUACACUGCGCGUGCGUGAGUGCGAGCUGCUGCUGCUGGCCGCCCGCGCCCGCCCGCGGCGCCAUGCUGCCCGCGCCCUACCUCGACUCGUACGGCGAGACGGACCAGGUGCGUACACUGCACGCACACUGCGCGUGCGCGAGUGCGAGCUGCUGUUGCUGGCCGCGCCCGCGCCCGCCCGCGGCGCCAUGUUGCCCGCGCCCUACCUCGACUCGUACGGCGAGACGGACCAGGUGCGUACACUGCACGUACACUGCGCGUGCGUGAGUGUGAGCUGCUGCUGCUGGCCGCGCCCGCGCCUGCCCGCGGCGCCAUGUUGCCCGCGCCCUACUUCGACUCGUACGGCGAGACGGACCAGGUGCGUACACUGCACGUACACUGCGCGUGCGUGA